This is a messenger RNA of Medioppia subpectinata, 1496 nucleotides long. Lineage: Eukaryota; Metazoa; Arthropoda; Arachnida; Sarcoptiformes; Oppiidae. The record is from the annotation of a GenBank genome assembly.
CAGUCGUGUCUGUCAUCUAUUGUGUCAACACGUGAUCCACACGACUGUCAAAGAGUGGAAGAAUGGUAUCAAAUGGCGGACAAACGGUCGCCACGAAGAAGAAGAGGGCGAAGAGGAAGUCGCCGAAGGCGUCCACAAAGACAGCCAUCAAAGAGCCGCCCAUUAAUGUUGAGACCACGGAUCAGACGGAGACAACAGAGACAGGAGCUCAUAUGCGGUACUUGAGGUAUAUUAGUCUCAGCGAAGAUAAUGUGCAGCCGUUUGGCGCGGAAGAGGACCGGAAGGCCAUCAAACAGAGCCAUAGGAGUUGCAGGAAGUCAUCGGCGAGCGGUCACCGCAAGUCCGUCGCCGUCCCCGCCGUUGACCGCAAUGGAGACACAGAUAUAGCCGUCGAUAAGAAGAAGGCGUCCAAAGGGAGGCCCCGGAAGAAGAAGAAGUUGGCGUCGAUCCCAAAACCGACGCCAAAGGACACGUUAGACACUGACACACCACCGAUGCCAGUGUCUAAACUGCGGACAUUCGCACAGUUGGCCAAAGAGCUCAAAGUCUUUGAUAUGAAUGUCGAAACUGUUGAUCCAAUUGUCAAAACUAUUGAUCCAAUUGUCAAAACUGAUUAUAAUAUAUUGAAAACAGUGGCCGCAGAAGAAUGUGUCGCCACUGAAGACCCAAUUAUUGAGAACAUUGUUAGUGAUUGUGCGGACAUUUCUAGAGAUAAUGCACACAAUGUUAUAGACUGUGAAAACACUGUUAAAGAUAAUGACAUCGUUAGAGAUAAUGAAGACAUUGUAGACAAUGAAGACGUUUAUAAAGACUGUGAGGAAACAAUUAUAGACAAUGAAUACAUUUGUAAUGAUAAUGAAGACGUUGUCGAAGAUAUCGAAAGCAUUAUAAAAGAUACUGAAGAUAUUACUAUAAAUAAUGAAGAGACUGCGAAGAAUAGUGCGGAUCCAAUCGGUGAUAACGUUGACACUGUUAGUGAAAGUGUGGCCACUGUUUGUGAUACGGCAGUCACUGUUGAAGAGGACGUGAGCGCCAAUUGUGUGCGUCGGUCGAGACGUCUGAAGAAAGUGACGGAAUUGUAUUCCAGCGAAGAAGUGGACAAAAGUAAUCGUCGGCCGAACGCUAACACAAUGGCAGAACUGAUUGUUAGCGUUUCGGCCACCGAUGCCGACGAGCCGUCAAAGACUAGAUCCAAGGCAUCGAAACCGAAGGCACAAAAAGAGAGCCCGAAGUCGAAGACAGAGAAACCGUCGAAAGUGGCGAAGACAUCGAAACCAAAGAUCGAGAAGAAGACAAAGAGUAAACGGCGCGGAAGUAUUGGCGGCAAGAAUAUCGGCAAACUGUUGGCCGACUACAGGCGCCGCAUACCUGAGCACCAAAAGCGGCUCAAAUACGUGGAAAUGGAUCCCAAUAUCGAUAUACUGUACAAAAAGAUCGGUUUGGUGUCCACACGUCUGUCGGCGAUACCCGAAGCGCAGGACGAAUGCUAUAAAUGA